AUGGCCUGCGACCACCUGGAGGUGAUGUACGAGGCCGAGGACAUGGGGACCCUGCCCUGCCUGCGCGUGGAGCCGGGGCCCGGCCCUGGGGGGCCCCGCAGCGUCCCCACGCUGGAGGUGACGGUGGCCGAGGCCCCCCCGCAGCGCCCCCCCGCGACACCUCCCACGCCCUUCUCUGCCCGACGCAGCAUCUACGAGAGCCGCGAGCUGGUGCUGCCGGGGACCCCCGAGGAGCUGGGGGCGUUCAUGGGGGAGGCCCUGGGCGGGGCCCCCUGGACGCUGCAGGUGACGCUGCCCCGCGCCCACCUGAGCCUGAGCCCCCCCGAGCUGCUGCAGCGCCUCUACAACAGGAUCAACAACGACCUCCUGCUCUGGGACCCCGCUGGCCCCGCCCCCUGCCAGGGCCCCGCCCCCUCUGCGGACCCCGUCCCUGCAGGUGACCCCGCCCCCUCGGAGGGCCACGCCCCCUUCCGGCCCUGCAGGUCUGCGCUGGGCACAGACUCGGAGGAGGAGGAGGAGGAGGACGAAGGCCCCGGGGUGUCCCCGCAGGACCUUGGGGACACCAGGGACCCCCCCGGGCCCCCGCAGAGCGGCGGCGCCGUCCUUGUCACUGUGCCCUGGGGCCGUGUCACUGCCGACUGUCCCGCUGCGGGGGGGGUCCCGGGGUCGCGGCUGGUGCUGGAGCUGGGGGAGGGGCGGCUCUGUGUCCUCCCCCGCCCGGGGGGAGCCCAGGGUCUGUCCCGAGCCUGCGCCGACGCCCGGAGCCUGGUCCUGCUGCACGGCCCGGUGCCUGAUGAGGGGGAGGGGCCGCCCCCCCCCCUGCACCCCACCCUGGUGCCCUGGGAGGAGCCCGCGCCCCCCCCAGGGGUCCCCGCGCCCCCCCGGAUGUUGGCGCUGGCCCUGGGCAGCAGCCUGAGCCCCCGCGGGGACACCAAGGAGCUGGUGGUGGCGGUGGCCCUGGAGGGGGUGAUGCUGCGGCACCGCCCCGACCCCCCCGGGACCCCCUGGUACAGCCAGCUGCUGGCCCUGCUGGCCCUGGAGGAUGAGCCGGUUUUGGGGUACACGGCCCCCACGCCCCUGACCCAGCUGCACCUGCACCUGCAGCGCUGCAGCCUCGACUACAGGCCGCCGCCCCUCCCGCUGCGGGUGCUGGUGACAGCCGAGACCCUGAGCGUCACCUGCGGGAGCGGCCCCGACCCGCGCCCGGGGGGGCUCCGGCUGCUGGUGGAUGACGGCUCCGUGUUCCUGAGCGAGCGCUGCGGGGGGGGCGCGCUGGACCUGCAGAGGGAUUUCGUCUCCGUGCUGGACGUGGAUUUCCUGGAGCUGGUCCUCAACACCUGGAGGGGGGGGGACGGCGAGGGGGGGGGCGGUGAGUGGGGGAGGGGCCCCCCCCCCGAGGAGCUGCUGGUGGCCCCCGCGCGCCUGCGGGGCCGCACCUGCGCCGACAGCGCCGCCGCCAUCGCCCGCCUGCUGCGGCACCUGGGGACCCCCCCGGGACCCCCCCCGGGAGCCCCCGACAGCCACGCGCCCGCCCCCGGGCCCCCCGUCCCCCCGGAGAGACCCUCGGGACAGCCCGAGCCCCCCCCGGGGGCAGAGCAGAGCCCCCCUGUGCCCCCUCCCGCCCCCAUCAACCAGCAGGACCUGACGGACGCCCUGAGAGACCCCCCCGGGACCCCCCCCGGGGACCUCCGGACCCCCGGUUGA
Hirundo rustica (Barn swallow) is the source of this 1704-nucleotide messenger RNA. RefSeq names its product autophagy-related protein 2 homolog A-like. The coding region runs from base 1 to 1704 and encodes 567 amino acids. Lineage: Eukaryota; Metazoa; Chordata; Aves; Passeriformes; Hirundinidae. Gene Ontology annotation, biological process: autophagosome assembly; reticulophagy; autophagy of mitochondrion. The record is from RefSeq and is a predicted model, not a curated record. Gene Ontology annotation, molecular function: phosphatidylinositol-3-phosphate binding. The transcript is spliced from 15 exons. Gene Ontology annotation, cellular component: phagophore assembly site; extrinsic component of membrane.